Molecule: messenger RNA, 3556 nt
Organism: Orbicella faveolata
Lineage: Eukaryota; Metazoa; Cnidaria; Anthozoa; Scleractinia; Merulinidae
Product: beta-1-syntrophin-like
Cellular component (GO): intracellular anatomical structure; dystrophin-associated glycoprotein complex
Molecular function (GO): structural molecule activity; protein binding
Source: RefSeq, a predicted model, not a curated record
CAGCUCAGCGGGAAGGUCAUCACAAGAGGGGAAUGCGAGGCCAAAAAUGGCGGCCACUACGCGCUCGGGAAUGUUAGAAAUUUUCACUAAAGAUGGAUGGAAACGAGUGUUAGCCACCCUCGAUGACGAUGUUUUGACUCUUAAUGUAGAAGAUAAUUCUUUAGUUAAUGGCCAACCGCCCUCACCGACUCCUCCUCGUUCACCAGAAGCGAACGACCACGUCGAACCACCGCAAACGAUCGCGGACCAAAUCCGGACUGUGCGAGUGAUAAAGCAAGAAGUUGGCGGUUUGGGGAUAAGUAUCAAAGGUGGAAAGGAAAACAAGAUGCCUAUUCUCAUAUCGAAGAUUUUCAAAGGGUUAGCUGCGGAUCAGACAGAGAGUUUGUACAUAGGGGACGCGAUUUUGGCGGUAAAUGGAGAAGACCUCCGAAACGCUACCCACGAUGAAGCGGUGAGGGCGCUGAAACGUGCAGGCAAAGAAGUUGAUUUGACUGUGAAGUAUGUGAAAGAAGUGACACCUUAUUUUCAUCGCACGGCCGAAUUGAACGCUAAUGCUGCUGCAAAUGCGAGUACGAAUGGCGAAGGUGAAGGAUCUUCGGAGGGCAAGCCAAAUUGUAUCGAAGUGAAGAAAAUACCUCUCAAGUUGUGCUUCGUGACGAGGCACGUUUCGCCCAAGAUUGAAAAUCAUGGAAGAACGUUCGAGCUUUAUAAUCCCGACGCCAGAUCAGCGUGCAUACUGCGGGGGAAAGAUACUUCAGCAACGAAUCAAUGGUUCACUGAUAUUCAUACGAAUAUUACAAGGCUCAUUGCACCAGCCAUUGAAGAAGUAAAUGACAUGCUCAGUUCCAAUGCAGGAUAUCGCGAGGUGCGUGCUAUGGGCUGGCUUAGUGAGCAAGUUCAUCUUGGCGGGGACAGUUCUCAUACGGAAUGGAAACCGGUGUUUGUUGCUUUGACAGAAAAAGACAUGUUGCUGUAUGUGGCAGCACCUUGGUCACGGGAUGAUUGGAGUGCUCCAGUAAUGAGCCAUCCACUGUUAGCAACAAGACUUGUUCAUUCAGGACAUGGUACUAACCACCUCCAGAAUGACGAUUUGACAUUUGGAACACGCACUGGAACAAGGAAAGGAGUUGAGGCACAUAUGUUCAGAGUGGAAACUCCAAGAGAAUUAGCUAACUGGUCACGCAGCCUGGUGCAGGGAGCCCAUGAUGCAGCAACACUAAUCAAAGAAAUUAACUGUGCUGUGACGUGGAGAGACCAAGAUGCACGUUUAACUGUACACUUUGAAAAUGGAUUCACUCUUACAGAUGCACGUGGGAAUGAAGGCAAUGGACGUGCUCAGGUCUUAUGGUAUUUUCCAUUUGAAAAGUUGAAGCGUUCAGCAGAUGAUGGGCAAAGAAGAUUAUGGCUGGAAUUUGGGGCAGAUGAGUCUGAUCAGGAGUUGGAUUUAGAACUGGAUCUUCAUGGCUGUCCUAAGCCUGUGGUGUUUGUUAUGCAUACCUUCCUCUCAGCAAAGACAACUCGGCUUGGGCUGUUUGCUUGAGUAAUGUGGUGAGGUUACAAACUGUGAUUUCUCAUCUUGAUACUUCCUCCUCUCAUGUAAUGACAAUAGUACUAAGAGGACUUUUAGCUACAAACAACUCAUUAAAUGUAAUUAUUGUUUUGUGUAAAAGUCAUUUCUAGUUUAGUUUGCAGCUGUUUUGUGAGGCAAUGCCAUUAAGUGCAAGUGCCAUUUUUCAUCUGAAUGAAAUUAUAUAAUUAAGUGCCAACUAGUUUUAAGCUGUACAUGUAUGUAUUUGUAGAUUGACAUUUUUUUUUGUAGACAUUAAGAAAUACUUCUAAUGUAACUAUUAACUAUUAUUAACGUUUUAAUACAUUUCUUUCAGUUUGAGUUAACUCAUUAUAAAUUACAUGUAAGUUGGUUCUUUACAAACAACGAGCAAUCUGUUUGCUUUAUUUGCGCAGAAAAUGGAAAAAGAUGUAAAAGUCUUAAACACAAAAUGCCAUGGAAAGGUAAUGCAAUCAAUAGCUGGCUGCUAUGCAUAACAAAAAACAAACAAACAGAAAUCUCAAAGGGUUUGUGGUAACGUCAGGGGUGAACAACGCAGGGAGUUACUAUUAGUAUUUGAAGACUUUUUCCUUUCUUGAAAACACACAGUUUGGGUGUUGUGUGUGCUAGAGAGAGUCCAAACCUUUUAUCCCUCAGCCAGUGGUAAAAUUAAUUGAAAAACUUUCCAGAUCAAGAUUCUUUUUCAUGACUGGUUUCAGCAUGUAGCCAAAUUGAACAACACAAGAAAGCUGUGCUGAAAAGUUAAAAUAGCAGUUAUGUUUGUCUGUAGCUAGGAAUAGGAUUAUUGUCAAUGUUGUGAUGCAGUGAAGAGGCAAAGGAUUUUGUAUUCAAGAUAUGAAAAGGCACAGAAGGAAGUCUUGAAUUAGUUUUAAUUGCUCUGAUGUUUGCUAAUUAAUUGUAUCUUAAAGACUGAGGAAACUACGCAUGAAAACGGUGCAAAUUAAAUAGACCUCACUUUGCAGGAAAGUAAAACAUAGGAAUUUUAUAUAAAUUACAUUUUGAUACCAAAGAGUGGCAUUUGUAGGAUUUUGCAAGUGGAAGCAUUGUUGUUCUUGAUGAUUUUCACUACAUUUUCACAUUGACACUGCAGUACAUAUAUAAAUUGUAUUUUUAUUAUCAUGAUGACAUAUUAUUCUCCUAGUAUAUUGUGCUUCAAUUUCUUUUUAAAAAGGUCUAGGAUUUUAGACUGGGGAGGUGAUGUUUCUUACAUUCUGAUUUUUGUGUCAUAUUAGGAGGAUGACCUUUUUUAUUUGGUAUGUAAUUGCUGUUGGUACCAUAGAUUAAGGGUUGUUACUUCUUUGUUUGAGCUUUUUGGAGUGAAAGUAUAUCAACAAUAUUAUUUGUAGAUGUUUAUGGGUUAUAGUAAAUGUGCUUGCAAAAGGAAAUUAGUUACAUCCCAUGCCUUUACAAAUGUAUAGUUUAGCAAACCAAUGAUAAUAAUUAUAUUAUUUGAGUGUAUUAGGUUUGAACUAAGCUACAGUGAAAAGCAAGGAAAAAUAGCAAAACAUGUAGUUAGUGAUUUUGUGACUUGACGCUUUUACUAUGCUGUAAUUAAUAAAAUAUGAUCGAGGAAAGCGUAAUGCUUCAAGCUUUCCUUUCAGGUGUUUUCAGGCAUUAUAUUGAUUGCAUCUUAAUUUCAAGGUAAAUGUACCUUUGUUCAUUGUAACAAUAUAUUAUCAAUCAUUAUGGUGAAAUUUAAAUUUAUAUCAGGCAUUGGUUAGCAAAGUUAGUUUAUAAAAUCUGGCAUAUCUAUGAAGACUUAAGUUUAUGAUAUCUUAUCACAGCGUGUGUCCAAGUCUGGACGAAUUGGAUGUGGGCCAAACAUUUUCAUCUCUGGCCAUCACAUUCAGUGAAUAAAUAAUGUAUUGCACAGCCCUUAUAGGAAACGGACCUGUCUACAACUUGUUUUCCUUGGUUAUAAUCUGACUUUAGCACACCUGUAGCCAUAUUCAUAAAAUUUUGAAAAUAAAUCAAAGUAUUUUUAGAAAG